Parathielavia appendiculata is the source of this 441-nucleotide messenger RNA. RefSeq lists its product as uncharacterized. The annotation marks the transcript as partial. The record is from RefSeq and is a predicted model, not a curated record. NCBI's taxonomy places the organism in Eukaryota, Fungi, Ascomycota, Sordariomycetes, Sordariales, Chaetomiaceae. The transcript is spliced from 2 exons.
UCACCACGGCUACAAGAGAGUCGGGAUCUUAUCUUACAGCUAGCCAAGCACUUCCCUGUGGUGAUCAUCGUAAUAGAUGCCCUCGACGAAUGCAACCCAGCUACGCGGCGCCAAUUCCUACACGCGAUGGAGUCUAUCCUUAGGGCUUGUUCCAGCUUCGUCAAGAUAUUCAUCUCUAGUCGUAACGACCAAGACAUCGUCUAUAAGCUCCAGGAUUACCCCAAUCUUGAGCUGUCGUCAGACAGGAACCGGGGUGAUUUCGCCAAGUUUGUUAAAUCCGAGACGAGCUCUAUAUUCAACAGCGGAGCUAUGCUGCAAUAUAGCACAAGCAAGGAAGAGCUACGGCAGAGAAUUAUCAGAGGGUAUGGUACUGAACAGCGCCGUGGCAGGUUCCGCUGGGCUACCUUGCAGCUGCAAGCUGUCGGAACGAAGCCGCCUUGA